CGAAUAAACGAACGUCAUCCUCCACUCCUCCCCAUCCCCAUCCCCCAACACAAGAAGAAGAAAAAAAACCUCCCCUCCCCUUCCCCCCAAUCGUAAACCCUAGCCCCGCCUGCCCGCCGGAGCGCCGGAUGCCAUGGGGGCCAGUCGGAAGCUGCAGGGCGAGAUCGACCGCGUGCUCAAGAAGGUGCAGGAGGGCGUCGACGUCUUCGACAGCAUCUGGAACAAGGUCUACGACACCGAGAAUGCCAACCAGAAGGAGAAGUUCGAGGCCGACCUCAAGAAGGAGAUCAAGAAGCUGCAGCGCUACCGCGACCAGAUCAAGACCUGGAUCCAGUCCAGCGAGAUCAAGGACAAGAAGGUUAGUGCCUCUUAUGAGCAGGCUCUCAUGGAUGCCCGCAAGCAGAUUGAACGCGAGAUGGAACGAUUUAAGGUCUGUGAGAAGGAAACUAAAACCAAGGCCUUCUCGAAAGAAGGGUUAGGUCAACAGCCUAAAACUGAUCCUAGAGAGAAGGCUAAAGCUGAAACAAGAGAUUGGCUUAACAGUGUGGUUAGUGAUUUGGAAAAUCAGAUUGAUAAUUUUGAAGCGGAGCUUGAAGGACUUUCAUUUAAGAAAGGAAAACAAAGACCUCCUCGAUUGGUACAUUUAGAGAAAUCUAUUACGCGGCAUAAGGCUCAUAUAAAAAAAUUGGAGUCAAUUCUGAGACUCUUGGAUAAUGAUGAGUUGAGUCCUGAGCAAGUCAAUGAUGUGAAAGAUUUCCUAGAAGACUAUGUUGAACGUAAUCAGGAAGAUUUUGAUGAAUUUAGUGAUGUUGAGGAUCUCUAUAGCACAUUGCCUAUGGAGAAGGUUGAAGCACUCGAAGACAUGGUUUCACUUGCUCCUUCCAUUCUUAUCAAGGGUGUUGCUGCUGUUUCCACUACUGCAGUUUUGAGUACGAAGAGUCCGACAGCAACUUCACCUACUCAGGCUACUGUAUCAACAAUCUCACAAGGGACAUCACAAGAUCAAGCAGAGGAAACAACUACGCUAGAAAGCAAUCCUGAAUCGGUGCCACAAACACCACCUCCGAAGGGUGGAAAUCUGGGACCAUCAGUGCCAGUUGUGCCCACUGCCAUUAGUACCAGUGCUGCAGCUGUUUCCGUUUCGGCAGAUACUAUUACUUCCCCAGGCCCAGUACGACCAGUUAUUCCUGCCACAGCACCCACAAUAUUUGCUCCUGCUGCUGUUCGAAAUGCUCCAGAGAGCAUGCCUGCUGUUGCUUCAACUCCUGCAAACUUAUCUACUGCCGUGAAGGAUGAUGAAAGCAUGAGCUUUCCUCCACGUAGACCGUCUCCCGCAGUUACUGAAAUUGGUCUUGGCAGGGGUAUUGCCCGUGGCUUAACUAGUCAGCCUUUAGCUGCUCCCAUAAGUGUAGGCCCAGUUCCAGGAAAUGGGUCCAUUACUGCAAUUCCUCCAAUAAAUGACCUGUCCAAACGAAACAUAAUGAAUACCGAUGAGAGGGUUAACAGUGGCGGUCUUUCUCAGCAGUUGGUUUCACCUCUUGGUAGUAAAGUUCAACCACAGCCGGUUCUGAAGACUAACGACGCAGUUAGCUCUGAUUCCAGUAACACAAGUGAAAGUGCGGUUAUUGGAGGAAGGGUAUUUUCUCCUCCGGUUGUUCCUGGGGCUCAGUGGAGGCCUCAAGCUCCUGCUGGUUUCCAAAAUCAAAGUGAAACUGGUCAAUUUCGUGGAAGACCUGAGGUCACCGACCAAAGGGAGAAGUACUUGCAAAGAUUGCAACAAGUACAGCAGCAGCAGGGCAACCUUCUUAACGCUUCUCAUAUAACAGGCAUCAACCAGAAGCAAUUUCCAACCCAGCAGCCCAAUUCCCUCUUACAACAGUUUAAUUCUCAGAGUUCUUCUAUCUCUUCUCAAGGGGGCCUUGGGCUAGGGGGUCAGGGACCAGGUAUCCCUUCUGCCUUCUCGUCUCAGCUAGAACCUCAUGAAUCCCAAAUUCCCGAGCAAUACGCUGGGCAAACAAAAAGUGAUGAGCAACAAGGCUUGGCCGAUGAUGCUAGUGUGGAGUCUGCUGCAACAACUGGACCUAAUAAGCACACCAAUGAAGAUGACACUAAGGCUCCUUAUUCGAAUCCUCCAGCAUCCGUAGCAGAAGGCACCCAGCUAUCUAGAGACUCUGAUCUAUCACCCGGGCAGCCUAUGCAAGCUGGCAUGCCAUCAUCUGGUGUUGGUGUUAUCGGCCGGAGGAGUGUAUCUGAUUUUGGAGCAAUUGGAGACAAUCUCAGUGGAGCUUCGGUAGUUUCGGGUCACGAUCACCUUUAUAAUUUGCAAAUGCUCGAAGCUGCAUACCACAGGCUUCCCCAGCCCAAGGACUCUGAGCGUGCGAAAACUUAUAUUCCGAGGCACCCUUCAGUGACCCCUGCUAGUUACCCACAGAUUCAGGCACCGAUUGUGACAAAUCCUGCUUUUUGGGAAAGGCUCGGUAGUGAUACAUUGUCUACAGAUAUGUUAUUCUUUGCAUUCUACUAUCAGCAGAACUCGUACCAACAGUAUUUGGCCGCCAAAGAACUAAAAAAGCAGUCAUGGAGAUUUCACAGGAAGUACAAUACUUGGUUCCAACGGCAUGUGGAGCCACAGGUCACGACCGAUGAGUAUGAGCGGGGAUCGUACGUGUACUUUGAUUUUCAUCUCGCAGAUGACGGCAAUGGGUGGUGCCAAAGGAUCAAGAACGACUUCACAUUUGAAUACAACUUCCUUGAGGAUGAACUGUCAGUACAACCAAACUAGGGCACUAGGGCUGAUCAAAGCGUUUGAUCAAUGCGACUCAUGUAAUUUUCAGAAUGGAACUGUUGGAACCUGGAACAAAUUCAAAUUCCCCAGUUGUAAGUUGUAACCUUGUGGGCGAAUUUAAAUUUAGAGCUGUUGUGUGCAUUCCUGGUCCCAGCCCUCAGAGUCUGAACCUCAUUCUGAAUUAGUUCCAGAUUUCCUGGAAACUGGGAACUGGGCAUGUCCAACGAAUUUGAUGGUACAUUAAAAUAAAGGACUUGAUGCAACAUUGUUA
Triticum aestivum (bread wheat) is the source of this 3056-nucleotide messenger RNA. RefSeq names its product general negative regulator of transcription subunit 3. Lineage: Eukaryota; Viridiplantae; Streptophyta; Magnoliopsida; Poales; Poaceae. The coding region runs from base 134 to 2782 and encodes 882 amino acids. Gene Ontology annotation, biological process: regulation of DNA-templated transcription. The transcript has 16 exons. Gene Ontology annotation, cellular component: CCR4-NOT core complex; nucleus. The record is from RefSeq and is a predicted model, not a curated record.